Messenger RNA from Enterobius vermicularis (human pinworm), 378 nucleotides. Lineage: Eukaryota; Metazoa; Nematoda; Chromadorea; Rhabditida; Oxyuridae. The record is from the annotation of a GenBank genome assembly.
AUGCGUCGUGUACAUAACGGACUUCACGUACCGCAGGUGGAUAAGAUUGAUACCAACGUUAUGCCGUUUAAACAUCUGAUUCGUUUCAUGUUCAAGGAGAAAAGACGUAUUAAACGGGAUAAGAAAUACUGUAUCGAAAUUAAAUUUGAGGGUAUGGCUCAACGAACACGUUAUGAAGGUUUCGGUGAUGUUGCUUCAGUGAUCAAAUUACAUAACGGUGAUUCAGCGACCUUCAACUUUGAUACCGAUCGUUCCAUAGCAGAAUUUUACUUUAUUCCAGCAGAAAAUUUAGAACGUAUAACAAUGUUACCGUUGCGAACAGAUUUUGUUCGUAAACUUUCUGAAGCAUCUCCAACGUCACUGAAGCUUCAUGGAUCU